Mesocestoides corti is the source of this 441-nucleotide messenger RNA. The record is from the annotation of a GenBank genome assembly. Lineage: Eukaryota; Metazoa; Platyhelminthes; Cestoda; Cyclophyllidea; Mesocestoididae.
CUUGCUGCUUUUCUCGAGAAAAAAGUCGGACGUCUUCUUUCCUCACUGCCGUGUACAAGAAGAAGAAGAGGUCCGACGUCCGCCGAAGACACUGAAAGUCCUUUUACAGUGAGUAGAGCCGAGGAAGACAGAUUAAAAUUUGAAGCGGUGAGGCGGAAGCUAAAAGCUUGGGGUGAAAGGAGCACCUUCCACGGGAUCGACGUGCUUAUGGAAACUCCGCCUGAUUGGCGUCGUGUGUUUGUCCUCGUGUUUUUGAUCCUAGUGAUUGCUAUUUGUUGGAUUUGUUGUGGCAAGAUGAUUUUAGGAUUUCUGAAUAUGUCUAUUGCAACGGUCAUUAGCCAAGACAUGCAUGAAUUCCGUUUUCCAGCCAUCACGAUUUGUCCCGACAGCCCAUUCUCCAUGGAGGAACUGCAGGCCAAAUUGAAUGCAUUCGAUGAGUAA